Molecule: messenger RNA, 1894 nt
Organism: Labeo rohita (rohu)
Lineage: Eukaryota; Metazoa; Chordata; Actinopteri; Cypriniformes; Cyprinidae
Exons: 4
Coding region: 37-1125 (362 amino acids)
Biological process (GO): immune response; cell surface receptor signaling pathway; T cell costimulation
Cellular component (GO): external side of plasma membrane
Source: RefSeq, a predicted model, not a curated record
AGAAGAGGCGGAGCUGAAGAGCAGAAUAUAAAUACAAUGGCGGCGUGGCUUGACAUGUCAGAGUUCUUUAGGUCGAUCGGGAGAAGAUCUCUGGCGUUGAUUCCGAACGGCUUCCCCGACAUACCGUGGAUGACAUCAUCUCGAAGAUCAUUUGGUGUGAUUCAGGGAUUUACAGAGGAUUUAGCCUACCUGUUACCAACGGCCGUGGACCGUGAUAUGAUCCUCAAGGUGUUCUGCCUGUCUCUCCUCCUUUUUGAAACCUCCUGUUUCACUGAGUUUGAGAUUACUGUUCCCAGAGACCCUCUGACUGGGUUUUACGGUGAGGCGCUCAUCCUCCCCUGCACGUUCCCUGUGGACAGUUCGUGGGAUCUGAAAAGCACCGUUAUUACCUGGCAGCGUGGACUGGAUGUUGUUCACAGCUUCUACUACAGUCAGGACCAGCUCGAUCGUCAGAAUCGGCAUUAUGUGAACCGCACCAGUCUGUUCAUUCAGGAGAUGGCAAGAGGAAACGCAUCACUCAGACUGGACAAAGUCACUCCUCAGGAUGCCGGUGUGUACACCUGCUCCGUCAGCACAAACACUGGCAGCCAGAAGAGGAGCUUUGGAGUGAAAAUUGCAGCCUUCUACUCUGAACCUCGUCUGCACUUCUCCAUGUUAACUGAUGGAGUGAAUCUGCAGGUGACCUCAGAUGGGGGUUACCCUUCUCCUACACUGCAGUGGCUGAUGGAGAACUCAGACAUCACUAACCAGACACAAACACACAUCAACCAGGACACAGAGACAGGACUUUAUGUUGUGUCUAGUUUUAUUAGUCUCACCGAAGUCACAAACUCCUCAUUGACAUUCAUACUACACAACAAACCCCUGGGACAAGACAUCAGGAGAGACAUCCAGCUCUACUCAGAUAAGAAUGAACGGCAAGGAGAAUCAGCAUACAGAUGCCAUGGAUGUGUUAUAUUGAUCCCUGUUUUUCUGCUGCUGGUGAUUGUUUUGACUGUAUUGUUUGUGUUCAUUACAAAAAGAAGAAAAAGAAGAAGAGAAGAGACCAAACAAAAUGGCUUCACAGAAAUGGGACUCCAUACUGAAAUUCAAAUUCUUAAUGAAAAAAAUUCAAUAUGCCUAUAAUGGAUGUUACAAAACCACUUCAACUAGUAGUUAUCCUAUUUUAUGAAACUUAUAAAAGCUGUUCUAUGAUUUUCAAGAGAAUAUUUUAAGACAAUAUUUUUUUUUAUCUUGUGUACAAUUAAAUACACCAUGUAUAUUUUUAUGUAUUAACAAUGGCAGCUUUAAAAAAAAAAAAAGUGUAAUGUUUAUUAGUGUUACAUAACCUGAUCCUUUACAUAACAUUUAUGUAACAUUUCAAUCCAGCAUUCUAAUGAUCUGAAGAACAGAUAACUGUAGUGUCUCUCCCAUCUAAACUAAACAGAUCUAAUAUUUUUGGUGCUAAAAACAGUCUUAACAGACCCAGAAUGUGUCACUCAUAACACUACGUAAUGUGCAUUGGUAAUUGUUUUACUUUGCAAAUUCAAGAUUGAGAUCAUUUCCAUUAGUGUUUUUUGUUAUUCGUAAAUGUGUUUGUGUAGUCCUAUGCAAUUGGAAAAUAUUUUUCAUUUGUUUUUGUUCACCUGCAGGCAAGGUGACAUUUCAGUACAUUAACACCAUGUUUGCUACACUGUUUAUUUUCAAAAAUGUAAUUUUGUGUUUUUAGAGUGUUUUUCAAAUUCAUUAAACUUUUUUAAUAGUAAACUUUAUUGAAUUGAGAGUUCGAUUAAUAUGGACUGUGUAAAACCACUAGUGAUAUUAGUGAUAGUAGUAUUCCAGAUGUUCUAUUCAGAAUACAUACUUACACCUGUAAUAGGUGCAUCUUAAAAAAAUAAAAAAAAUUUGCAAAGUA